AUGUUUCUUAUUUUAUUCUUCUCUACUAUUAUAACUGUUCUUGUGGUUCAUCAAUGGAUGAAAAGGAGAAGACUUCCUAAAGGACCUCUACCAAUCCCAUUUUUUGGAAACCUCCACCAGUUGUUCUAUUUCUACUGGAAGUAUGGGGGAGCAGUUGCAGCUUAUCGUCACUUGGAGCAAGAAUACGGAAAAGUGUUUACUGUCUGGAUAGGACCACUUCCUACAGUAUACAUUUCGGAUUACGACAUUGCUCAUGAGACACAUAUCAAGAGAGGCAACGUUUUUGGAGCAAGAUUCGCAGUUGGAGCAUUGAAUUACAUCCGAGAGGGGCGAGGAAUCGUUGCGUCGAAUGGAGAAUUCUGGCAGGAGCACAGGAGAUUUGCGUUGAAGACGUUGAGAGAUUUUGGAUUGGGAAGGAAUUUAAUGGAGGAGAAGAUCAUGGAAGAGUAUAGAUACAGAUUUUCCCAAACCUCAAACGGAAUUAAUAACAAAAGUUCCAUCGAAACAAACUCAUCAAUGUUUUUUGACCUUCUUAUCGGCAGCAUCAUCAACCAACUUCUUAUCAGUGAACGAUUCGAGCAGGGUGACCCGGAAUUCGAGAAGCUCAAGAAAAGUUUGUCGGUUGGGCUGGAAAAGUUCGGAGUGCUGGAUAUUUUUCUCCCUGAUUGGAUAAUGAAUGCGUGGUGGAUGAAGUGGAGAAUGGAUGAUAUUCUAGGACCAUUCAGUUGGAUUCACAGAUUAUCGGCGAGAAAUGUGAAUCGGAGAAUGGAAAUGAUUGAAAGUGGUGAGCACGUGAUAGAUGGAGAUGGUACCGAUUUCAUGGAUGCUUAUAUCAACAAGUCUGAGAAAGACAAACGGGAAGGUGUCAAUUCUACUUUCACUCUAGAGAACCUGGCAAUUGACAUGUACGAUUUAUGGAUUGCCGGACAGGAGACAACAUCGACCACUCUAUCAUGGGCUUGUGCAUGUCUUCUGAAUCAUCCAGAAGUUGUACAAAAAGCUCGAGAUGAGCUUGUACAUCUGACAGGUGGACAUAGAUCUGUUUCAUUGACAGAUAAGACGCAGACCCCGUAUUUGAAUGCUGUUAUUAAUGAAGUCCAACGAAUCGCUUCUAUUCUGAACGUCAACAUUUUCCGUCAAACAUCUGAAGACACUAUUGUCGAUGGACAACCCAUUGCUGCUGGAACCGCCCUAACCACUCAUUUAGCUCUUAUUCAUACCGACGAGACUUUAUUCAAAGAUCACACCAAAUUUAAUCCAGAACGCUUUUUGGAGAAUUCCUGCCUUGAGAAAAAACUGAUUCCCUUUGGAAUCGGAAAACGAUCAUGCCUCGGGGAGUCUUUGGCUAGAGCAGAACUCUACCUAGUACUCGGUAACAUGAUCUUGGACUAUGAUCUUGAACCAAUCGGGGAGAUUCCUCAAAUCAAGACGACGUCACCAUUUGGCAUCAUGAAGAGACCACCAGUCUAUAGUCUCCGAUUUGUUCCUGUACAUCAUGGUUAA
Caenorhabditis briggsae is the source of this 1503-nucleotide messenger RNA. It is a transcript of the gene Cbr-cyp-34A4, whose product is annotated as Protein CBR-CYP-34A4. Gene Ontology annotation, molecular function: iron ion binding; heme binding; oxidoreductase activity, acting on paired donors, with incorporation or reduction of molecular oxygen, reduced flavin or flavoprotein as one donor, and incorporation of one atom of oxygen. Gene Ontology annotation, biological process: xenobiotic metabolic process. The transcript has 6 exons. The record is from RefSeq and is a predicted model, not a curated record. NCBI's taxonomy places the organism in Eukaryota, Metazoa, Nematoda, Chromadorea, Rhabditida, Rhabditidae. The coding region runs from base 1 to 1503 and encodes 500 amino acids. Gene Ontology annotation, cellular component: intracellular membrane-bounded organelle; cytoplasm.